AUUUGUCUUCAAGUUUUGGUUUCAAUACAUUUUGAUAUUUGUCUUCAAGUUUUGGUUUCAAUACAUUUUGAUAUUUGUCUUCAAGUUUUGGUUUCAAUACAUUUUGAUAUUUGUCUUCAAGUUUUGGUUUCAAUACAUUUUGAUAUUUUUUUGGUUUCAAUACAUUUUGAUAUUUGUCUUCAAGUUUUGGUUUUAAUACAUUUUGAUAUUUGUCUUCAAGUUUUGGUUUUAAUACAUUUUGAUAUUUGUCUUCAAGUUUUGGUUUUAAUACAUUUUGAUAUUUGUCUCCAAGUUUUGGUUUCAAUACAUCUUGAUAUUUGUCUUCAAGUUUUGGUUUUAAUACAUUUUGAUAUUUGUCUUCAAGUUUUGGUUUUAAUACAUCUUGAUAUUUGUCUUCAAGUUUUGGUUUUAAUACAUCUUGAUAUUUGUGUUCAAGUUUUGGUUUUAGUAUUGUUUCAUAUUGUGUGUGUAGUAUAG
Molecule: messenger RNA, 477 nt
Organism: Lottia gigantea (owl limpet)
Lineage: Eukaryota; Metazoa; Mollusca; Gastropoda; Lottiidae
Exons: 2
Source: RefSeq, a predicted model, not a curated record